Molecule: messenger RNA, 1287 nt
Organism: Prunus armeniaca (apricot)
Lineage: Eukaryota; Viridiplantae; Streptophyta; Magnoliopsida; Rosales; Rosaceae
Source: the annotation of a GenBank genome assembly
AUGCAUCGCUCUCUCCUUAAUGCUCACCAACAACCUCUGAGCUUCACUCUCGCAUCCAGCAACUCCAAUUCGCCAAGCACCGUACUCUCACACGUGGCACAAACUUGUCCACGAUCGCUACACACCUCUGCCCCAAAACUGUCCUAUAAAUACCGGUCAUCGUCCCAGACCAGAAGCGUAUCCGAUUCCACUGAGACUGCAAUGAGCCCAGCAAUGGAGGAAGCUCUCGACGACGCCCAGAAGCUUCGGGAUGAGUUCCUGAAAGUCCUGCGUAGCAGACGAUCGGGCGAAGUUCCGUUAUCGGUUGAACCGGCAAAACCAGUGGCUCAUCCAUUGUUUCAGGAGGCUUCUCCGCCAACUUUCAGUGAGGCAAUGAACGCUUGUCCCAAGGCCAACAUCCCCAAUUUUAAGGAUAAACUACACGAGGAAAACCUUUACUUAAUUACUGAGGAAGGAGAGCAAGGGCGGUUACCCGUGUGGAUUUUAAGCAUGAAGGAAAACAAUACCCAGAAAAGGCCUGCUGUUGUUUUUCUGCACAGUACAAACAAAAACAAAGAGUGGUUAAGACCAUUGCUUGAGGCAUAUGCUUCAAGGGGAUAUGUAGCAAUUGCCAUUGAUUCUCGCUACCAUGGUGAACGUGCCAGCAAUAUAUCCACUUACCGAGAUGCUCUCAUAUCAUCGUGGAAAAAGGGUGAUACAAUGCCAUUCUUAUUUGAUACGACCUGGGACUUGAUAAAAUUGGCAGAUUAUCUAACACAGAGGGAGGAUGUAGACCCUACUAGGAUAGGAAUCACUGGUGAAUCACUUGGAGGUAUGCAUGCAUGGUUUGCUGCUGCUGCUGAUACCCGCUAUGCAGUAGUGGUCCCUAUUAUUGGUGUUCAGGGGUUUCGAUGGGCCAUAGACAAUGAUAAGUGGCAGGCUCGAGUUGACAGUAUAAAACCUGUCUUUGAGGCAGCACGAAUUGAUCUCGGGAAGACUUCGAUUGACAAAGAAGUUGUGGAGAAGGUCUGGGAUAGGAUUGCUCCUGGUCUAGCCUCCAAGUUUGAUUCUCCUUACACAAUUCCUGCUAUUGCACCACGCCCUCUGUUGAUUGUGAAUGGUGCAGAAGAUCCUCGAUGUCCACUUGCUGGUCUGGAAAUCCCCAAGUCAAGAGCAUGCAAGGCUUAUGAAGAUGCGCAGAGUAUACAUAACUUUAAGUUCAUAGCAGAGCCGGGCAUCGGCCACCAAAUGACUGCGUUUAUGGUAAAAGAAGCCAGCUACUGGUUUGACCAAUUUCUCAUGCCGUGA